Molecule: messenger RNA, 972 nt
Organism: Gigantopelta aegis
Lineage: Eukaryota; Metazoa; Mollusca; Gastropoda; Neomphalida; Peltospiridae
Product: solute carrier family 46 member 3-like
Exons: 1
Coding region: 1-972 (323 amino acids)
Biological process (GO): transmembrane transport
Cellular component (GO): membrane
Molecular function (GO): transmembrane transporter activity
Source: RefSeq, a predicted model, not a curated record
AUGGCUGAGAUGGUGUUAUUUCUCUCUAAAACAGGAGAAUCGAUGCUGGACGCGAUGAUGGGCCGACUGAUGGCAAUGCAGUAUAUCGGUAUGUUUGCGGGUUCUCUCCUCUCUAGCAUUCUCGAAGACACAACCAUUCUUGAAAUAGCUCUGUGUGUUGGGUCGGCUAUUCACGCUUUAGAUGUUUUCAUAACUCUGUUCUGGAUACGAGAUGUCGUUCCUGAACCGACAAGUAAAAUUGAGUCUGACUCCGACGUCAAAUGCACAUUAUUAAGUUUGGCUGGGUUAAUGCAGUCACUGACGGUUCUGUCAAAGGAACGAAAGAAUAACUUCAGAUCGAUUAUUGUCAUUCUUUUCAUUUCUGCGCUCAUUAAUCAAAUUUGCAGGAUAGGCGAUGCUGACGUGACAGUGCUUUUUGUACAGAGAAGUCCUCUGUUUUGGCCAGAGUCCUGGUAUGGAUAUCUACUCGCACUGGAUUAUUGCGUCAUGGGAGCCAUUCUCCUCCUAUUGUUACCUCUCCUCUCAAAUGUGUUGCAUUGUUCAGACGUCACGCUUUUCGUGAUUGCGAUUUUCUUCAAGCUGAUUAGGGCGUUCUGGACGGCAUUUUGUACAAAGACGUGGAUGAUGUACAUGAGUAUAGCCAUAGGAGGAUUGGCAGGGAUGUUGACCCCAGUUAUACGUUCAUUCACUAGCAAACACGUGCAAGAAGACGAACAAAGUAAAGCGUUUUCCUUACUUUCAAGUGGGGAGACCGCUUCCAAACUUCUCGGAUCAAUAAUAGUCAUUAAUAUCUAUAGCGCAACAGUGUCCUUGUUUCCAGGUCUGACCUACAUGUUCGAAGGAAUUCUAUAUUUGGCUAUGCUUUUGAUGAUGGUUUGGCUUUACAAACUAACUCAGUUCAAAGAAUCAGACAGUGUAAUGCAGCCUUUAGCUGACAAGUCGCCGAAUUCUUGUACAGAGGAUAGCGAAUAA